UUCAUCAUUUCUCUCUCUCUUCUUCGACUGACCGAUACAAUUUUUCUCUUCCCAAACUAUAUACAAAAUUAAUUGAUCUUCUAUAAUUUUUUGGAUUUUCAAGACAUGCAUGAGGUUUGAGGAUUGAAUCGGAGGAAACUAAAGAUAAGACGCUGAUUUGAGAGAACCUUCAGAAUCAGGCUCUUCCAUGGUUUCGACGGAAAAAAUUCUGAGAUAUAACAACGAAAUCAGUUAAGAUUGAUUGUCAUGGAUGUUUCUCACACAUGCAUGAGCUUUGCUAUAUCAAUCUCCGUAAGGUUCAAGAUCAGACGCUGGAAAAAUCAAGAUCGAGGCAUAGAAAAUGAAAUCUUCACAAUACCAAAAGCAAAUUCAAUCUCCGACUUUGAAACUAAAGUUAACUUCUUAAGAAAAAAAUAGGUUUUUUAAAUUUUAGACUCAUUAUAUGAAAUAAUAAGAUUUUUUUUUAUGUUGCAGUUUAUGAACUGAAGAGAAGCAAAGACGAUCACUAUACUACCAUGGUCCUAUUAGAGUUUUUGUAUUGUAAAUCUAAUAGUAGAUAACCCUCGGUUUAAUUAUAGUUACAUUUUGGAUUAAGAGUUUGGUUUAGGUUUAAUAUAGGAUGUUGGUUUAAUUUAAGUUGUCCGGUUGUAUUUACUUUGUAGCGUCUAAUAAUAUACAAUCUAUCAACUUGAAAGGGUCCAUCGUAGUAACAAAUUGAAACAAUCCAAAUUUAAAUGACAACUUUUUAAGUAGAUAAAAUUUAAGACUCUAUUUUAAUAGAGUAGAUGUUUACCCUUGCCUAUCUGCGUUCUCUUCUAUUUGACAGUUGUUCGAAUAUUUAACUUGUACUGCUGUCUCUGGUCCAUUUCCGGUUAUCGAAGAACAUCAGAACUAAAAUCACAGUGAUACUGAAACCGGUUUACAUAAAACCAUGGAUGGAUGAUGUAUUGAAAAGUAUUUUCCGGUUUAAUGUUGCUUAAUUCAGGAGAUAACCGCGAAGAGAACAGAGAAACGGUUAAGAUGCCAAUUGAGGCAAGAGGGGUAAAACGAGAAGAGAGGGAGGGUCAAUAUCGUAAUUAAGAAGAAAGCAAUGGGUGAUUUGAAGAGAACCAUGUCUAUAUCACGUGAAGGGGUUUUGAGAGAGACAAUUAAUCAGUUUCGUGUAUUUCGAAGAACAGAUCGAGACGAAGAUCUCCAAAGAGAUUUAUCAUCUCAAAAUCGUUCGAGUUGAGAAGGUUUAUUUCAGGUAAAAUAACCAAGAAUGGGUUACUGGAAUUCCAAGGUUGUUCCAAGGUUCAAGAAGAUAUUCGAGAAGAGUAGUGUUAAGAAAGCUGCCGCUGCUGAAGCUUGCAAGACCUUUGAUGAGUCUAAGGAAGCAAUCAACAAGGAAAUUGAGGAGAAAAAGACAGAACUCCAACCGAAGGUCGUGGAAACCUAUGAGGCUACGUCUGCCGAAGUCAAGGCUUUGGUGAGAGACCCUAAGGAGGCUGGUUUGAAGAAAAACGCAGCAGCCGUGCAGAAGUAUCUCGAGGCGCUUGCCGCUAUCGAAUUUCCCGGAUCAACGGCUGUGAAAGACGCUGCGUCUAGCUUCGGAGCUGGCUAUGUCUCCGGACCAGUCACGUUCAUAUUCGAGAAGGUAUGUGUGUUCCUUCCCGAGGAGGUUAAGACACGGGAAGUACCUGUGAAGGAAGUGAAAGCCGAAGAACCGGCCAAAACCGAGGAGCCAGCCAAAACCGAAGAAUCGGCUAAAACCGAAGAACCAAAUGGUGAAAAAGAGGAGAUUGUUGAAGAGACCGUUACAACCGCCGUCGUUGAGGAGCACAAACCAGAGGUUGCCAAGGAGGAGGAGAAAAAACCUGAAGAAGUGAAAAAAGAAGAAGCUGCACCACCCCCGGCUCCAGAGGUGGUUGAAAGUCCGGUUAAGGCACCAGAGACGAAGACGCCGGCGCCAGUGGCUGAGCCAUCAAAGCCUUGAUUUGAUUCAAGACGGUAUGGUUGCUUCUCUUCUACGAAAACAUCUGAACGUAAACGAUGAAAGGAACAAAAAAUCCUUUUUUUCAUUCUUUUUAUUUUAUUUUGUUUGUCUUUGUGUGGGUAAAUCUCUCUGUUCUUUUUUUUUAGAAGUCUUUAAUGUGGUUUUAUUUACAUUCAUGUGAAUACAAAAUGUUUGUUAAUGUUUUUUCCUAUACAGUUAUUCAACCAAUUAUUUUAUCAGAUACAUAUAUAUAGUUCUGAUUUAUUAUCCUUCAAUCAAUUUAGUCCAUUGACUGAUUCGCAUUUAUUUGUAUAAUUUUCUGAUCUGUUAUUCUCAGAUACGAUUUUGUAAUCUACAAGACUACUAUUUGUGAAAUUUUUGAUUAAACAGUUUUGUUAGUA
Brassica napus (rape) is the source of this 2376-nucleotide messenger RNA. RefSeq names its product plasma membrane-associated cation-binding protein 1-like. The record is from RefSeq and is a predicted model, not a curated record. NCBI's taxonomy places the organism in Eukaryota, Viridiplantae, Streptophyta, Magnoliopsida, Brassicales, Brassicaceae. The coding region runs from base 1262 to 1975 and encodes 237 amino acids. Gene Ontology annotation, cellular component: plasma membrane. The transcript has 7 exons.